AUGGCUGGAGAGGCUCCAGUGAUGCUGCCCGGAGGGAGAGAUCCUGUGGGCUGUGCAGUGGGAUGGCUCUACCUGCAGUCAUAUUGCCAUGUAGCUGUGUGGCCUGUUUCAGCCUCUCCUUUGCCUUCAGCAGGUCUGUACGUGCAGACUCUACACUAUGCGAUGAAGUCAGGUGAAAGCCAGGCAGAGAAGCGCCUUGGUGCUUGCAGGAGACGCUUUGUGUGGAGAAAACCUUUUCUUGGAAGGUUAAAUGAUGCUCCAGUAAAGAAGCAUAAGAAAGAUGUGGGUGAGAGAACCAGCAUCCGUCUGUUCUUCCCUGAAUCAGCUCUUCCCAACCCUCUGGAAAACAAUGACAAUGAGACACUGAUGGUGUUUGUCCCAUUCAAACCAGCAGAUUUCAUCUGGCUGAGGGAGGUACUGCUGAAAACAAGGAAUAAGACAAAGGUGGGAUUUUGGCGCCAGCCACCUGGGGAAUGGAACGGGAAUGUCUCUUACCUGCGUAUUCUCAACCCGUAUGUCAUCUAUGAAGCAACGUACAAACUCCUGAAGCUGAAUAUUUGGAGUAUGAGAUAUGCCACCACGGGAAUCAUUGCUUUGAACUUAGCCCUCCAUGUGUGCCAAGAGGUCAACAUUGCAGGCUUUGGUUACCCUGGCAACCAUGACAAUGCUACGCCAAUACAUUAUUACAAUACGGGUCGCCCCUUGCGAAAACAGCUGUUUCAGCACAACAUCACUGCUGAGAGAAAGUGGCUGCUGAAAAUGAUCCAGCAGGGAGCGAUUGCUGACAUUGGCAAGCCUUCCUCCCGGGCCCAGGACCGCUGA
This is a messenger RNA of Tinamus guttatus (white-throated tinamou), 822 nucleotides long. Lineage: Eukaryota; Metazoa; Chordata; Aves; Tinamiformes; Tinamidae. The record is from RefSeq and is a predicted model, not a curated record.